AUGUUCCCCAGAGGGACUUAUGUUUCCCCAGAGAAGCGAUGCGUUUUGGGCAAAUGCGUAUUCGGAAAUACGGGCGUGCUGGCCUAUCUUGGGCUGGCACUAUUACUGGCUGGCUGUGACCAGUCGGCAAUUGCAGAAAGUGAAACAACAAAGGCAGAGGGUGAGACAGUGGCUUUAGACAGUGAAGUAAAAGAGGCCAGCUAUCUGCUGGGAUUUAAGCAGAUCGAAGACCUGCUGCAACAAACAGACGGUGUUAUCGAUGCGGAUGCCUAUCUGCAAGGUGCCAAAGAUUUUGUUGGCGACAAGACCAGUCAGGUGAGCGACGCGGAUCAGCAGCGGGUUUUUACCGCACUUCAAGCUGCUGUGGGCGCAAAACAGGCGGAAGCCAGCGCUGGUGUGCGCGAAGCGGGUGAGGCUUUUCGUGCGGAAUACGCGACGCGAGAGGGGGUAACGCAGCUGCCUUCGGGAUUGUUGUAUGAAGUGAUUACUGAAGGCUCAGGUCCUAAACCAACGGCUUCAGACACAGUAACCACCCAUUACCAUGGCACAUUGGUUGAUGGCACUGUGUUCGACAGCUCUGUUGAUCGUGGUCAACCGGCCAGUUUCCCGGUGAAUGGUGUGAUUGCAGGAUGGACUGAGGCCCUGCAGUUGAUGAACACGGGUUCGAAAUGGCGCCUCGUCGUACCGUCCGACCUUGCUUAUGGUGAUCGUGGCGCAGGCGGGCAGAUCAAACCCGGCGCAACGCUUAUCUUCGAAGUGGAAUUGCUGGAAAUCAACUAG
Molecule: messenger RNA, 780 nt
Organism: Symbiodinium pilosum
Lineage: Eukaryota; Dinophyceae; Suessiales; Symbiodiniaceae
Source: the annotation of a GenBank genome assembly